AUGCAAAACCUGACUAUAAGCGAUCUGAACUCCUCCUCAGUAGCAGCCAGAACGUCCAUUAUCACUAAGAGAAGGGACAAUGAUGUAGGAACUUCAGGCUCAAGGUCUCGACAGAAUCCACGAAAGAGCACAAAUGUGCCCCUAUACAAUUCCAAGUCGUACAUACGGCGAACACAUCCUGAUGACCCCGCAGAAAAUAGCAUCCUGGCUGAUCUAUCCUAUAUACCUGAGCCUCUUAGCGUCUCCGCGGGCCCAACAGUCGCGUCAAAGGGCUCCAUUUUUUCAUCUACCGGUGUGACGUCAAUUCGCUUUGACACGGCUGCAGAGCGGUCACGGACAGACGAGGAGCUACAGGACUUGGUACAAAGGCUUCAAACCGAAGUUCGAGAUCUUAAGAAAGCGCAUGCAGAUUGCGACAAAGAGCUUGAGGACCUCACGCAGCAGAUGCAACAGAUUAGAGAGGUCAUGGUCAGAUCAAAUGAGAGCAUGGUGCGUGCGUUGGACAGCUCGUGCUUUGUUGUCUUGCCAUGCCGUCAUUAUGUAAUGGUUGAUAAAAAGAUUUCAACGCUCACUAACUCUAAGUGUCCAAAGUGCAAUAUCCACGUCACAGAAUCAUAUUUAGUAAAGCAUAAGUGA
Molecule: messenger RNA, 636 nt
Organism: Giardia duodenalis
Lineage: Eukaryota; Fornicata; Diplomonadida; Hexamitidae
Exons: 1
Coding region: 1-636 (211 amino acids)
Source: RefSeq, a predicted model, not a curated record